AUGGUGUUGCCUCUUUCUUCGUCUGAUCCUCCGUCUCAUCCUCCGCACCUCCUGAAACCCACAAGAAAAAUCAUCUCUUUUUCACGCACUCACAGCAACAACAGCUUCGGUAGAUCACCAUCCCACAGCUGCAAUGGACUAACGUUUGUUCGCAGUAAGAAACCUCUGAGUGAUCUCAAUGCCUGGGGAAUUGGAGGACCCUGCAAUUAUUUCGUCCAAGUCUUUGAUCAAUCUCAGCUUACUACUGCCAUAAGGUAUUGUAGGGAGUAUUCCUUGAGGUUUAUGAUCAUCGGCAAAGGCUCAAAUUGUCUCUUUGAUAACAUGGGAUAUGAUGGUUGUGUUAUCCUCAACUGGAUUGAUUUCUUGGAAAAGAUUAGAUCGGUUGGCUACAGAGUUGGAAGGGGCUAUCCAUUUAAUCGGUUAGGGGUGCAAUCUGCAACUGAAGGAUUAUCAGGGCUGGAGUUUGCUAGUGGAAUCCCUGGAACUGUUGGUGGUGCUGUGGCUUUGAUUUUACUACGAUGAAGAAUUCAAUUGCACCAAUAUAACAUAUUGUCUAAACUGGUGACGGUAUAGUUCAACAAAGAAGUCCAAGACUAGGCGAGUUGGCGAAAUGUUCUAGCAGACCCUUUUUUUUUUCGGUUUUGAAUGAUUAAUUUCAUUUUUUUUUUCUGGAAAUGCUAACUGAUGGAUUUACAUGUGUUUCUUAAUGAAGGAAAUUGCUGAUGCAAUUGAUACUGUGGAAAUUAUAACAUCUGAUGGCGAAUAUCAGAUUCUCCACCAGAGAUAAGCUCACGUUGGGGUAUCGAUCAUCCAUAUUUCAAGACAUGAAGAACUUAGCUGCCAUUGUUGCAGUCGCUUUUCGAUUGAAUAACUUGGAAUCAGCGAGAGAUAAGCAGCAAGAAUAUUUGGAAAG
This is a messenger RNA of Coffea arabica (coffee), 913 nucleotides long. RefSeq lists its product as uncharacterized. Gene Ontology annotation, biological process: cell wall organization. Lineage: Eukaryota; Viridiplantae; Streptophyta; Magnoliopsida; Gentianales; Rubiaceae. The record is from RefSeq and is a predicted model, not a curated record. Gene Ontology annotation, cellular component: cytosol. Gene Ontology annotation, molecular function: UDP-N-acetylmuramate dehydrogenase activity; flavin adenine dinucleotide binding.